Molecule: messenger RNA, 754 nt
Organism: Phlebotomus papatasi
Lineage: Eukaryota; Metazoa; Arthropoda; Insecta; Diptera; Psychodidae
Gene: EMC10
Product: ER membrane protein complex subunit 10
Exons: 3
Coding region: 36-713 (225 amino acids)
Cellular component (GO): EMC complex
Source: RefSeq, a predicted model, not a curated record
GUGCUGCCUGUUUUAGUACUCGUCUUUCUGCAAAAAUGUUGAGGUUAAUCGUGGCCGUAGGGAUUUUCUUCCUGUUUUGCGAUGCCCAGGAUGUUUACUUUGAUGAAAGAACUACAAUAGAGCUCCAUCACUUCCUGGAUGACUCAGACACUGGACCAACAUACCGUGGAAACAUCAGUUUGACCGGUGAUGGAAAUACACGAAUCACCCAGGAACAGCUGUCGGAGGAAGAUCGCUUGAAACUGGUGAAUUUGGCCAAGAAGGAUGCUUUCUAUACACUCAGAGCAACAGUUGGAAGCUCCUCUGAUCACCCGGUGACUUUUUACACUUCAACAAAAGCGUGUCUCCUGUUGAAAAACUUCCUGCUGGACAACCUUUGGGUGUCGCUUGAUCAUUUGGGCAGUGUCAUUGGAGUUAAUCAGGUGGUAGCUGGAAGCCAAAACUGUGGGGAGGGUGAACAACUUAGUUCUGAAUUUGCCGGAGAAUUCACAACGGGAGUUUUUGUAAAGCAGGCUGAACUUGCGCCCAUUCCGGACACUGCCAGCUUCAUUCAGAAGCUGGAAAGGGAGAGGGAGGCUAGGGAACGUGGUGAAGUCAAAGACAACAGAGGAUUCUUUGCGAAAUACUGGAUGUACAUUGUUCCAGUUGUUAUUCUCCUUUUACUGUCCGGAGCCACCAAUCCGGAUGCUGCUGCUGCCGGAGGUGGAAGAUAAAGACAUGUAUUUGCAAUAAACUAAUUUAUUCUCAAAGAUAA